CAUCAAGAGUUUGAUAAUCAAUAGUUUGAGGUGUUUGGAAUAUUGGAUACAUUGUUAAAAUAUUGUAAAGCAAGUAUUUGAGAAGCACUUGUGACUUUUUUCAUCAAGUGUUUACAUCACACGUGUUUGAAUAUUGGAAACGAGAUUUUAAUUGUUAAGACAGCGUUGCCACUACAGUAAUGGUGAAUGACAAAGAGGUGAAUGUGUGGACCAUUACGGUGGAGGACCGUACUGGGAAGGUGAAAGUCAGCCUGUGGCGCAACAUUGCAGCAGAGCCUGUGGUGUUGGGGGAUGUUGUUGCCAUCACCAAUAUUGUUGUCAACAGCAAGAGAUAUAACAAUGAGGAAUCCCUGUCGUCAACACAAUUUACAAAGAUAGAGGUUACUGACAUGCCAAACACCGAGAUGACGGCCACCAUUCUAGGACUUGACCUGGGUGAUGUGGAAUCCCAGUUACUCACAGAACAGGAUGGAAUCUUCAAUGUAUCAAACGAAGUGCUAGUUGCAGCCUUUCAGUGUCAGUUGGAAGACAUUACAGCCAAACUAUCAAAAACACUGAAUUUCAUAGCCAAAGGACAGUCUGUGGUCACCUUUAAUGAGUGAAAAAUCAUGUUCAAAGUUUAUAGUUUAGAGAUGUUUACUUUUCAUACACUGGAGCAUGACAGUCUGUGGUCACCUUUAAUGAGUGAAAAAUCAUGUUCAAAGUUUAUAGUUUAGAGAUGUUUACUUUUCAUACACUGGAGCAUUCAUAGUGUUGCCUGUUAUAUCAUUCCAUCACCAAGAAUUACCAAACUUGCUAGCUCUUGACCUGGGUGGUGUGGAAUCAAGCUUAGUCACAGAACAGGAUGGAAUCUUCACUAAAUCGAACGAGGAUCUAGUUAUCACCUAGGAUUACCAAACUUAGUGUGAGGAUGCAUAUAUUGAAUGCAGCGUUCCACUUUCAUCAGUUUCAUGUCCUUCUGACGUUGACCUUUACAUUUGAUCUUCAUUAUUUAGAGUAAUAUUCUUGAUGAAAAUUCACUUUAUUUAUCUUUAAAAAUCUAUCUUUGUCUGUUAGAGGACAUUACCUAUCUGUCAUUGAUGUGACAGAUUGAUGCAUUAUUUGAUGUGAAAGUGGCGUAUUUUACCUAUCAUAAAAGUCAUUUGAAUUCAAUUUGAGAAUUUUAUUUCUCAUAGUUCCUGCCCACAACUGUCAAUCAUUAUGUGAACCACCAGCCGCGUUUCACAAUUUUACUUUAAAGGUACCAGUAUGAAACAAGAGCAGCAAUGUGCCAAUCAACCUCUUGUGUACUUUUUAAUUGGCCAAUUGUAAAGCACGCAACGGUUCGUAAACUAAUUUACAAUCUGGGGUGGGAAUCAUGAGGCAUUAAAAUCCUCACACUUUAUUCAUUUUGGUGUAAUUAGGGACCCCCACACAUCAAUGUGGGAGCCCUAUAGUAAUCACCCUGUUUGUCUGUCCGUCCAUUCCUUUUUUGUUUUUCUUCCAUAACUUCAGUAUUUCUUAACACAUUAUCCCCUAUGCUAUAUUUAGAUUCCGACGUCAUUUUUAUAUUUUUAGCUAACCAAAAAUAAUCUUGAAGGCUUGAAGUAUCGGUUUAUCUCAAUGGUUUUAAAGGCAUUAUGGGAUAUAGAGCAGUUGCUCCUAAGGAGCAAAUGCUCUAUUUCUCACAAUUUCUUCAAACAUCAGCCACAAUAAUUGUGCAAUAAUGUGUCUCUAGGAGAUAAUGAGUUAAUGGAAUUUGAUAAAACUUCAUACAAUAGUAAAGCUCAAUGGGAAGAAAUGCAGUGUACAAGAACCAUAGCUCUAAUUUACCUAAUUAUGGAGUUAUUGACCUUUGUUACUUUGUCUUGUCCGGAACAUAACUUGAAAACUACUGUAUGGAAUUUCAUAAAACAUCAUACAAUGGUAAAGUUCAAUGAUAGGAAGUGCAGUAAUUUGCUUAAUUACAGAGUUAUUGCCCUUUGUAACUUUUUCUUGUCCAGAGCAAAACUUGGAAACUACUGGAUGGAAUUUCAUAAUACUUCAUACAAUGUUAAAACUCAAUGAGAUGAAGUGCAGUGUACAAGAACCAUAACUCUUAAUUUGCUAAUUAUGGAGCUAUUGUCCUUUGGUACUUUUACUUGUCUGGAGCAUAACUUGAAACCUACUGGAUGGAAUUUCAUAUUUACUUCAUACAAUGGUAGAGCUCACUUGGUCAGAGUUCUAGUUCAAUUACAUAUUGUAGGAAAAAAUCUACCUCUUUUACUAAAAAUGAUUUCAUCUAUAACGUUUUUGGUCAUUACUUUUACCAGACGAUAUAGGUUUUUUUUCGUGUUUGAAAGAUUGAAUAUUCAUCAGCAGAAUUACUUUUAAAUCUUUGUCAGUGGUCCGACUAUUUUGCCACAUUAUAAAACUGUAUGCUUGAGGUAAAUACCUAUUUCAAUUGAGCAGCUUGCAGUUUGAGUAAACAUUUCUUUAUUAUGAUGCUCAUGCAGUGAUAGGGAGUGACAUCCUUCUGUUGGGAAUAGUGCUCCUUGUUUUUCAGAACCUAUGGGUACUAUGUAAAAACAAAAGGCAUCUUGCUUGAAUAGACUGUAAUAAUAUCAACAUGGUUAGAAAAGAAAUGCCAUGCUUUAAUAGCUUUGAUUACAUUUUACUACUGAAUUACCUCCCUUUAAUAGAAAAAAAAUAAUGUCUUAAUUUUUCACGUAUAGCAUCUUUAAAUAAUUUUUAAACAAUAAUAAUUUAUGAGUAAACAUAUAAGCAUAAAGUUCUCACAAAAAGAUCAAUUUAAAAACCUUACAUUUAUACAUAGGAAAGUAUAUAUAGACUGAACAUUAAUUUUCGUUUAAGUGACAUUCUGAAAGUUUAUGAAACAGCUAUUUUUAGUAACUUAAAUGGCCGAAAAGUGUGAAACACCAAGUCGAUUCUAUCUCGUCAGUUCUUGUUCAGGUUAGAUAUUUGCUUCAUAAUCUAUUCAGAUUAAAUGUUAACCGAUGAUCAGAUUUUGAUGAAACUUGACAGAAAUGUUCCUUUGGUGGUCAUUAACCAAAAUUUGUUAAAUGGUUCCAGUCCACUGCACACCAUGGCUGCCAGAGCUAAAAAAUAAAAAAAACUUUAUACGACUUGUCGUCGAAACCGAUGACCUUUUUUCGAUAAAACUUGACAGAAAUGUUUGUUUGGUGCUCCUUUACUCAAAUUGCCCAAAUCAUUUCGGUCCACUGCACAACAUGGCAGCCAGAGCUAUUAAAGUAAAAAAAAAAUUCAAAUAACUUCUCCUCAAAAAUUGAUGAUUGUAUUUCUAUGAAACUUGACGAAAAUGUUCGUUAGGUGGUCUUUGCUUGAACCUUUUGGCCAGUGGAGCACAGGCACUGAUGUGCCUCUUGUUUCUUCAUCUCAUAUCUUCAAAGGCUUAGAAAAAAUAACCCCUCCACUCCCAGGCCAAGUGUGCACAUGAAAACUACUAUAUUUACUUCCAACUUAAAACACUUCCCCAACCUUUGGUGAUAAAAUCUAUGGAUUGAAUUUCAAACAGUUUGGAUCUAGAUGAAACUUUAGUUACUAAGUGUCUUGUACAGGCUCAAGCCAUAUUCAUAAAGCUCCUAAGGAAAAUCUUAAACUUAAGUGAACAUUUCCAUUGCAGAUUUCUCACUUUUUUACCCAUAAU
Mya arenaria is the source of this 3646-nucleotide messenger RNA. RefSeq lists its product as uncharacterized. The record is from RefSeq and is a predicted model, not a curated record. The transcript is spliced from 3 exons. NCBI's taxonomy places the organism in Eukaryota, Metazoa, Mollusca, Bivalvia, Myida, Myidae. Bases 180 to 602 code for a protein of 140 amino acids.